AUGAAGGCGCCAGUUCCUGGAAUAAAACGCACCUUUUCCAUUGGGCUUGACGAGGACGAUUCAGAUGAUUUGGCCGAAGAUCUAGAUGGGCUAAAUCUGUCCUCAAAGAAGCACAACUUCAAGAAGAGGAUAACAGCCCCGCUGUUGCCACCAAGAACGGUCCCCAAUGAAUUCCAAGAUAGCAGAAACCCGCCAGGUGUCAGCACUGAAAAGAAGGAGGACGAACCAAACAGUCGCAGUGCGGAUGCGAAGCAGUUGAGGGAGUCUUUGCAGAGCUCGAUUGUUAGAGAGAAUCCUAAUGUUCAGUGGGAUGAUGUGGCUGGAUUGGAUGCUGCGAAAGAAGAGCUCCAAGAGGCUGUAGUACUCCCACUCAAGUUUCCCAAGAUGUUCAGUGGGAAGCGGAAGCCAAGGCGAGGAAUAUUGCUCUACGGACCGCCUGGAACGGGGAAGAGUUAUCUGGCCAAAGCUGUUGCGACCGAGGUAGAAUCGACACUGUUUAGUAUCAGCAGCAGCGAUGUCAUGUCUAAGUGGUAUGGGGAGAGCGAGCGACUCGUCAGGACCCUAUUUGAAAUGGCCCGCGAGCACAAGCCUUCGAUCAUCUUCAUCGACGAGCUCGACGCUCUCUGCGGCAACCGCGAUAGCGCAGGAUCAAACGAGCACACUUCUCGUAUGAAGACCGAACUCAUGGUCCAAAUCGAUGGAGUGGGCAACGACAAUACCGGCGUUCUGCUUCUUGCAGCCACAAAUCUGCCCUGGGCCCUUGAUCCGGCCAUGCGCCGCCGGUUUCAGCGGAAGAUCCAUAUUCCGCUCCCAGAUGAAGAGGCUAGAGUUCGCAUGUUCGAGAUACAUGUCGGUGAUAUCCCGUGCGGACUUGAACCGAAGGACUACGCGGAGCUCGGCAAACGAACGGCUGGUCUUUCGGGCAGCGAUAUCAGUAUUGCCGUCCAAGAUGCUCUUAUGCAGCCGGUCAAAAAGAUCUCGUCCUCCAAGUUCUGGCGCAAAGUCAACGUUAAGGGCAAGGAAAAAUGGACCCCAUGUAAAAAAGAUGAUCCUGGUGCAACGCCUAUGAAUUGGCGCAAGGUAUCGGUGUCUCAACUUCUUGAGCCCACAGUUGAGGUUGAGGAUUUCUUCAACGUCCUGGUUAAAGUCAAGCCUUCCGUUGCAGAGAGCGAGAUUGUGAAGUGUGUAGAGUGGACGAAGGAGUUUGGUUUGGAGGGAGCAUAA
This is a messenger RNA of Hyaloscypha bicolor E, 1224 nucleotides long. Its product is annotated as AAA-domain-containing protein. The transcript is spliced from 2 exons. The coding region runs from base 1 to 1224 and encodes 407 amino acids. Lineage: Eukaryota; Fungi; Ascomycota; Leotiomycetes; Helotiales; Hyaloscyphaceae. The record is from RefSeq and is a predicted model, not a curated record. Gene Ontology annotation, molecular function: ATP hydrolysis activity; ATP binding. Gene Ontology annotation, biological process: endosomal transport; vacuole organization.